Molecule: messenger RNA, 1667 nt
Organism: Cryptomeria japonica (Japanese cedar)
Lineage: Eukaryota; Viridiplantae; Streptophyta; Pinopsida; Cupressales; Cupressaceae
Product: S-adenosylmethionine synthase 2
Exons: 2
Coding region: 150-1322 (390 amino acids)
Biological process (GO): S-adenosylmethionine biosynthetic process
Cellular component (GO): cytosol
Molecular function (GO): methionine adenosyltransferase activity; ATP binding
Source: RefSeq, a predicted model, not a curated record
UCUACAUCACUUACCAAGAAGAAAACUAUUGGGUGAGUUGCCUACGGCCAUCUAUAUAAGUGUGUAUUGUUUUGAGAUGAAAUCAAGCUCCUUCAAGCAAAGAAAUUCCUUCCUCUUCGGAUUCAGAUCCCCCAUCUCUUCAGGUCUUCAUGGAGACGUUUUUGUUCACAUCGGAGUCGGUGAACGAGGGUCACCCAGACAAACUGUGCGAUCAAGUAUCUGAUGCAGUUUUAGAUGCUUGUCUGGAGCAGGACCCCGACAGCAAAGUCGCCUGCGAGACCUGUACCAAGACCAACAUGGUCAUGGUCUUUGGCGAAAUCACCACCAAAGCUAAUGUCGACUAUGAGCAGAUCGUCCGCAAGACCUGCAGAGAAAUUGGGUUCAUCUCCGAUGAUGUGGGUUUGGAUGCAGACAAGUGCAGAGUGCUUGUCAACAUUGAACAGCAAAGCCCUGACAUUGCCCAGGGUGUUCAUGGCCAUCUCACCAAGCGCCCUGAAGACAUUGGAGCAGGGGAUCAGGGUCACAUGUUCGGGUAUGCCACGGAUGAAACCCCUGAGCUCAUGCCCCUUACCCAUGUCUUGGCCACCAAGUUGGGCGCUAAGCUUACAGAGGUCAGAAAGAAUGGCACCUGUUCAUGGCUGAGACCUGAUGGAAAAACCCAGGUCACAAUUGAGUACAAAAAUGAAAAGGGCGCCAUGGUUCCCCUGAGGGUCCACACUGUUCUCAUCUCUACCCAGCAUGACGAGACUGUCACUAAUGACCAGAUUGCUGCAGAUCUGAAGGAGCAUGUGAUCAAGCCGGUGAUCCCUGCAAAAUACAUGGAUGAGAACACCAUAUUCCAUUUGAAUCCAUCUGGGCGUUUUGUGAUUGGAGGACCCCAUGGAGAUGCAGGGCUGACUGGAAGGAAAAUCAUCAUUGACACAUAUGGGGGAUGGGGAGCUCAUGGAGGAGGAGCAUUCUCUGGCAAGGAUCCAACCAAGGUGGAUCGCAGUGGAGCAUAUAUAGUUAGACAGGCUGCCAAGAGUGUUGUUGCAGCUGGGCUUGCCAGGAGGUGCAUUGUGCAGGUUUCCUAUGCCAUUGGUGUGCCUGAGCCUCUCUCUGUGUUUGUGGACUCCUAUGGUACUGGUAAAAUUCCUGACAAGGAAAUCCUCAAUAUCAUCAAGAACAGUUUUGAUUUUAGGCCUGGUAUGAUUUCAAUCAGUCUGGAUUUGAAGAGGGGUGGAAAUGGGAGGUUCCAAAAGACUGCUGCUUAUGGUCACUUUGGCAGAGAUGACCCUGACUUCACUUGGGAAGUCGUUAAGCCUCUCAAGACCUCAGUAUGAGGCUUUUCUUUCCAACGGCAAGUAUAAAUAAACUAUUUGGGCAAUACCCAUUUAAGUUUCUAGUGUGGGGAAGCCUGCUAUGCUCAACAACUCUCAAGAAUUUGGUAAAACAAAAAAAAAUUGGCAUUGAAAACUUGCCUUGCACAUUGUAGGGUGCUAUAUACAUCUCAGGGUCAAGAUGUUUGAAGAAAAGUGAUUGUGUUUCUGUUUGAAGAAGUAUAAUCAUGUAGCAGUCUUCAGUUUUUGUAUGCUUAUGAUAUAUAUAUAAGUGUAUCACUGUCAGUGUAAGCUUUUUUUGUUCUUUUUAUAAGUGAAAUUUGGAAAAUCUCUAUUAUACUCUGCCAA